Molecule: messenger RNA, 4419 nt
Organism: Rana temporaria (common frog)
Lineage: Eukaryota; Metazoa; Chordata; Amphibia; Anura; Ranidae
Gene: PBRM1
Product: polybromo 1
Exons: 20
Coding region: 50-4057 (1335 amino acids)
Biological process (GO): chromatin remodeling
Cellular component (GO): RSC-type complex
Molecular function (GO): protein binding; chromatin binding
Source: RefSeq, a predicted model, not a curated record
CAUUCUUCUUUCAUUACAUUUUAGCAAGAAAAACAUAAGGAAACAGCGGAUGAAGAUUCUGUUCAGUGCAGUUCUGGAGGCUCGGGAACCCGGUACUGGACGCCGCCUCUGUGAUCUUUUUAUGUUCAAGCCAUCGAAAAAGGACUACCCUGACUACUAUAAAGUUAUUCUGGAGCCCAUGGACAUGAAAACAAUUGAACAAAACAUUCGUACGGACAAAUAUGCAACAGAAGAAGCCAUGAUGGAUGAUAUGAAGUUAAUAUUUCGAAAUGCCUGGCACUAUAAUGAAGAAGGCUCACAGGUUUAUAAUGACGCACACAUUCUGGAUAAAAUCCUUAAAGAAAAGAGGAAGGAGCUUGGCCCUGUGCCAGAUGAUGAUGACAUGGCAUCUCCAAAACUCAAGUUAAGUAGAAAAAGUGGAAUCUCUCCUAAGAAAGCCAAGUUUUUGAGUCCUAUGCAGCAAAGGCUAAAUGAGGUGUAUGAAGCGGUAAAGAAUUACACUGAUAAACGUGGAAGACGUCUCAGCGCCAUCUUUUUGCGGCUCCCAUCUCGCGCUGAGCUCCCUGACUACUAUGUAACAAUAAAAAAGCCAAUCGAUAUGGAAAAGAUCAGGAGUCACAUAAUGGCCAAUAAAUAUCAGGACGUUGAUGCUAUGUGUGAGGACUUUGUGGUUAUGUUUAAUAACGCAUGCACUUAUAACGAACCAGAGUCUUUAAUUUACAAGGAUGCCUUGGUCCUACAUAAAGUAUUGUUGGAAACCAGAAGAGACAUUGAAGGGGAUGAGGACUCCCAUGUGCCCAAUGUGACACUGCUUAUUCAGGAGCUUAUUCACAACCUUUUUGUGUCUAUGAUGAGUCAUCAGGAUGAUGAAGGAAGGUGUUAUAGUGACUCUCUUGCUGAAAUCCCUGCUGUUGACCCCAAGUUACCUAAGCGGCCUCCAUUGACUUUUGAAAUAAUCCGAAGGAAUGUAGAAAACAACCGGUAUCGACGACUUGACUUGUUUCAAGAGCAUAUGUUUGAGGUACUGGAGAGAGCUCGACGUAUGAACAGAACGGACUCUGAAAUCUAUGAAGAUUCUGUGGAGCUCCAGCAGUUCUUUAUAAAGAUCAGAGAUGAGCUUUGCAAGAAUGGAGAAAUUCUUCUGUCACCGGCUCUGAGCUACACCACUAAACACCUCCACAAUGAUGUUGAAAAAGAGAAAAAGGAAAAGAUGCCUAAAGAAUUUGAAGAGGACAAGGCCAAACGAGAAGAGGAAAAGAAAGCUGAAAAAGCUGAAGAUCCUGGAGGAGUUUCUGGCCAAUCUGGAUUACAUCGCACUUACAGCCAGGACUGCAGCUUUAAGAACAGCAUGUAUCGUGUGGGAGACUAUGUGUAUGUGGAGCCUGCUGAGCCCGACCUUCAGCCACAUAUUGUUUGCAUAGAGCGCCUUUGGGAGGACGAUGCUGGUGAGAAAUGGUUGUACGGCUGCUGGUUUUAUCGGCCCAAGGAAACAUUUCAUCUCGCCACUCGGAAAUUUUUAGAGAAGGAGGUCUUCAAGGGUGACUACUACAACAAAGUUCCCGUGAAUAAAAUUCUUGGCAAAUGUGUUGUCAUGUUUGUAAAGGAAUAUUUUAAACUGUGUCCUGAAAACUUCAGAGAUGAGGAUGUGUACGUCUGCGAGUCUCGGUAUUCCGCCAAAGCCAAAGCCUUUAAAAAGAUUAAGCUAUGGACCAUGCCCAUCAGUUCAGUGCGGUUUAAGCCCCGAGAUUUGCCUCUGCCUGUGGUGCGAGUGGCUUCUGUGUUUGCACUAAAAACCAAAGAGGAAGAAGAGCCACCAGAGGAGAGCACAGAGGAAAUGAAGGAGGAGGACAUUACUAUCUGCUUGGAGAAGGGAAAAGAAGAUGUUCCAGUUGAAAUGCCCAAUGGGGAACCUGGUUGCCAUUACUAUGAGCAGCUUCGUUACAAUGACAUGUGGUUGAAAGUUGGAGACUGCGUGUUUAUCAAGUCGCAUGGUCUUGUUAGGCCAAGAGUGGGCAGGAUAGAGAAAAUGUGGCUUCGUGAUGGAGCAGCCUAUUUCUUUGGACCAAUAUUUAUUCAUCCUGAGGAGACGAUCCAUGAGCCGACUAAAAUGUUCUACAAGAAGGAAAUGUUCUUAAGUAAUUUGGAAGAGACCUGUCCAAUGGCCUGCAUUUUAGGAAAGUGUGGAGUGUUAUCAUUCAAGGAUUUUCUGUCUUGUCGCCCAACUGAGAUCCCUGAAAAUGACGUAUUGCUUUGUGAGAGUCGGUAUAAUGAGAGUGACAAGCAAAUGAAGAGGUUUAAGGGACUGAAAAGAUUUUCAUUGUCUGCAAAAGUUGUGGAUGAUGAAAUUUAUUAUUUCAGGCGAGGCGACCCGAUCUCCAGCGCUGGAAGCUCUGCAGAGGACAUGGGAUGUGACAUCACCCAUAAAGUUACUAUGGGGCUUCCGUUGUCGGAUGUGUCCUCUGCACCCACACAGAGAAGCACAGAGAAGCAGCGGCUGACGGCUCAGCGUGGGAUCGCGUCGGAUCCGCUUCAGAAAAGAAAACCUAUUGUUCCUCAGAAAGAACCAUCUCCCCUCCUGGAAAAAAAGAUCCAGGACUUAGAGGCGAAAUUUGCUGAGUUGGAAGGAGGUGAUGAAGAGAUUGAAGAUAUGGGAGAAGAGGAGGGUGAGAUCUUGGAGGCUCCAUCUCUCCCACAACUCCAAACACCCAUGUCUGGUGAAUUAGAUAUCAUGCCAUACACUCCCCCACAGGCCGCCGCCGUCGCCGCGCUUUCAAGCUCCCCCCGAUGCACCGACGACCUGACGGCAGAGGUCAGGCUGCCCUCCCCUGCCUCAUUGACGCAAAAGGGGAACGUAGCAGAGCCCACUGAAAAACCCACUGACAGACAAAAGCAAGAUGGCGACCCGGGGGAGACAGUGGACAGCAAAUUGCCCAAACCAGUAGUAGACACCGUAAAGUCUACGCCAAAGUCUGGCAAGAACAGCACCAAGAAAGAAGGAGGGAAGAGGAAGAUUAACAUGAGUGGUUACAUCCUUUUUAGUAGUGAAAUGAGGGCUGUAAUUAAAGCUCAACACCCAGACUACUCUUUUGGCGAACUCAGUCGUUUAGUAGGAACAGAGUGGCGAAAUCUGGAGGCCACAAAGAAAGCGGAUUAUGAAGAACGUGCUGCCAAAGUGGCAGAGCAACAGGAAAGGGAGAGAUUAGCACAGCAACAACAGCAGCAGCAACAACAGCAGCAGCAGAAUUCAUCUCCUAGAGCUGGAACACCUGUAGGAGCCCUCAUGGGUGUUGUGCCUCCACCCACUCCAAUGGGAAUGCUUAACCAGCAGCUGACGCCCAACUCGGGUAACAGAAACGGCAUGAUAGGGGGCUACCUACCUGGUCUGUCACCCAUGCAAGGCCCAAUUGAUGGUAUUGUUAGUAUGGGCAGCAUGCAGCCUCAUCUCCAUGGGGUGGUGCCACCCCCUCACCUUCCUCCACACGGUAUACCAGGCUUUCCGGGCUUUCAAGUGCAGGGCGUAAUGGCACAAGGAGUAUCUUCAAUGGCUGGAACGCCUGCAACUGGAAAUAUUCCAUACAAUCAGCAGGAUUCCUGCAGGUCUCGUUCGGUGCUGACGUUCCCCAGGCAGGUAUGGCUGGCGGCUGCUGUUGGCGGUCCUCCAGGGCAGAUGGGAAUGCUUGUUCCUGCUGGACAGCAGGCCCCGCCUCCAUAUCCUGGUCAGAAUCAAGUUAGUCAGCCAGCUGUACAACAGCCUUCAACCCCUGUGUUUGUGGCACCACCACCCAGGACUCAAAAGUUACUCCAUUCAGAAGCAUACUUGAAAUACAUAGAAGGAUUAACGGCUGAAUCAAACUGCAUCAGCAAAUGGGACCAGACACUGUCAGCUCGGAGACGAGAAAUCCACUUGUCAAAAGAACAGGAGAGUCGGCUUCCUUCCUACUGGUUGAAGAGCAAAGGGGCCCACACAACUAUGGCCAAUGCAUUAUGGCGUCUCAGAGACCUCAUGCUUAGAGACACCUUAAACAUCCGACAGGCAUACAGCAUUGAAAAUGUCUAAGCUGUUGCCACUGUUUUCUCUUUUCAUAGCAGAAUACUGAAUUUUGUGGAACAAUCAAUGUUUUUAGUGACUGAAAAGCCAGGCCUAUAUUUUUUAUUCACAUUUCUGUACAUUGUAAGACCAUUUUGAUAUAAGGACAUUUUUAAUGAGCUUAUUUUGACUUUUUCUUUUUCAUUUUUUUUUUUUUAUGUAUUUAGUUGAUGUCAAAUACAUUUUUACAUCUCUUCCGUCAUGUUUUUGGAUUUAAUGUCAAGGAUACACUUUGGAAUGUGGUGUGACAUGUACAUUGUUUUUUUAUUGAUGUUGUAGAAUAUGCCGUGUCACACUGCCAUUAUUUUAAAUUAAAUGUUUUUGUCACUAUA